ACAAUACAAUGAUGUACACACUUUUAUCUCAUCUCAAGUAGGGUUAUAUUUGUUCACUUAUAUUUCUGUUAAUUAGUUGUUUACGAGAGUAGAGUGCAAAAUUUGUUUUUAAUUUUAUAGAGCUGGUUAGUGGUUAGAGAAGAGUUUGAAGACUGUGUCAAGUUUACAGCUAACUUCGAGGCUAGAGGUUAAGUUGUCACAGUUUCGAUUACAUAUAGAAUCAUGUCUAUAUUGGGUGAAAGAGCUAGUGAUACAUUGGUUGAUGAUCUUCCUAACUUAAAAAUUGAAAUAGAAAAUGAUCUUCAAAAUAUGGAAACAGACGAAGGUAGUUUGGGUUCAAAUAAGGUUGGAUCUGUCUCCUCAGAUACUGAAGAGGGUGAAGUUGUUGAUGAUGAUGAGGUGCUUGGGGUGGUUAAUGGAAAAUCAAAUUCCGCUUUAAAACUAGCUACCCAAAUAGUGCCUACUGGGAGGUCCAUAUUGAAAUAUGAUACAAAGGAGUAUGUUGAGCUUCAACAGCAAACAGCAGCAGCUGUAAAGAACCCAAAUGGAGCUUUUGUUACUGGUGUCAACAUUUUCAGCCCAGAGGAACAGGCAAAACUAGAUAAACGUGCACAACGCUUCGGAAUCGAAGCCUCUGAAGGCAAAGUUUUGACAGAGAAACUUUUAAAAAAACUUUAUAAGAGCAUGUGUGUAAAGCCAACAGACAAGAACAUCAGAACAGAAGCCCUCCACAUGAGAGGCACUGAAGAGAUGACCACUCAUGAUGUUUUUAGUUACUUCAAAGACUAUGGACCAGCUUCUCUUGAAUGGAUAACUGACAAUUCAUGUAAUGUGGUGUGGUUGGACGAUAUCUCAGCAGCAAGAGCUCUACUAGGCCUCUCUGUGCACAUCUCUGGUCAGACUGCCCUUCACAAGCCAUCGCAGUCUGACAGUGACGUAGAGAUGGAGACUACGCCAGCUGACGAGACAGAUAAUCUCUCUGAGGAGUCUGAUGCAGUGUCUGUGUCAGAUCUAGAUGUAGAGCUCCCCCCAGGUAGAUGGCGUAGAGGAGCCCCUCACCCCCUGUCACCCUGCAUACUGCAGCUAAUCAGAGGAAUUAGAAGCUAUACAAUGCAACACUCUUUGUUCUCUGUUGCAGGAGUCAGAUGCAGUGUCUGUGAGUCUGAUGCAGUGUCUGUGUCAGAUCUAGAUGUAGAGCUCCCCCCAGGUAGAUGGCGUAGAGGAGCCCCUCACCCCCUGUCACCCUGCAUACUGCAGCUAAUCAGAGGAAUUAGAAGCUAUACAAUGCAACACUCUUUGUUCUCUAUUGCAGGAGAGUCUGAUGCAGUGUCUGUGUCAGAUCUAGAUGAGUCUGAUGCAGUGUCUGUGUCAGAUCUAGAUGUAGAGCUCCCCCCAGGUAGAUGGCGUAGAGGAGCCCCUCACCCCCUUUCUCCCUGCAUCCUGUUGCGAUUCGCUUCCACAGCUGACCGCAGUCUCCCACGACCUGGCUUUACAAAAUAUGGCAGUCAUGAUUUUGGAGGUUAUGUUGGACUUAUCAGUGAGUCUCGAAGACGUCGCAUGCUCAAUGCAUUACCCACACCCAUCAUGUUUGAUGAUGUGGGCGAUGAGAUUAUCCCAAAACCCUCACUGGAUAAUAAAGACCACACCAACCCAUGGGGCUCCUUGGCAAAGACGUGGAGUCAGUUUGACAAAGUACGGAAACCCAGGCCUCCUUCGCCUGUUAUUGAAAGGAUAUUGCCUCUACCACCACGUAUGACACCACCUCCCUCUCCACCAAUAUUCAGCUCUCGUCCUAAACUGGUGGCAAGGCGGAGACCUGCGGCAGUUAUCUCUCGACGAGCUAGCGACGACAGCAGUGGCAGUGAGUGGUACACCCGCAGCAAGAAGCCUCGCAUGCGCAUGCAUGCUGAUGACGAGGAGAAGAAACUGAAGAGGGUGAGAAGGCAGAGAUCAGAGUCAAACUCUCCAAUUCGUCCCCAAGAUCUUCGAAAACGACUUGUGGCUGGAGGAUGGGAAGGGAAAGGCAGUCACAGCCAUCGUAGUGAUGGUGAAGACAGCUCAGACCCAGAACCAGUGGUAGAGGAGCCAGAAGAGGAGGAUGAAAUACCCGACCUGAGAGUAGCUGUGGCGGCUGAGCGAGCCGACUCUCCUAAGGACUCCAAGGCAGGAAUCCGGCAAAACUUAUUCCAAAGUGGGAAUGUCAAGUCCGUCCUACGAGGAGCAAGGGGGCACAGCGAGAACGAUGACGACGAAGAAGAGGAAGAAAGUGAAGAUGAUAGGAAAAAGUUAUCGAGAAGACAUCGAAGCCGUUCUAAAGAAAGGAGGAGACAUCAUAGAAAACACAAAAAGGAGAGUCACCACAGGAUUAGAAGAAGAAACAGUGAUUCAGACAGUUAUGAGAGGACAAGCAAAACUAUUAGAAGCACAAUAAAAAGAAUCAGUCCAGAAAAAGAAAGACGAAGAUCAGAAAGUAGAGAUAGGAGGAGGGAGAAAAGAAGUCCAAGGCAUGAAGAAAGGAGGAAAAGAAGAGAAGAAACCUAUGGAAGAUCAGAAGCUAGCCGAAGACCAGACAGAAGAAGACAUGAAGAAUCUCGGUCUGGCAAGGACCUACGAGCAAAGCUCUCUCAUAGGCAUAAAGAAUUUGAUUCUAACAACGAAUUCCGUUCCAAGUCUCCAUUACAAAUAGAAAUAGAUAAUGAUGAAUACUAUGGGACAGUUGAAAGUGACUAGUAGUAAAUAAUUAAUUGUAUACAUUUUAGGGGUUUUCAUAUAGAUAGUUUUGUAAAUAAUGGAUGAGCUUGUUAGGUUAUAUCAUUGACUUUGGAUACUGCAAGUAGACUUAUUCUGAAGCCUGUUUUGAUGUGUGAUUCGUGCUCAGUUUUGUUUGAGUGAGCUGAUCUCCCUUGUCUUCAGGCAAAUUUUACACUGAGUAUUUUACUCCUUGGUUUGAAUACCAGAAGAAAGGUGAAAGUAAUUUUUUACAUAGUUCAUUAAUUCUAUUCAAUCAAAUGUAAAAAAAAAAUAGAAGACAUCAUAGCUUCUAAGGGUCUUUGGUUAAUGUGUAAGGGUGUGUUAUGAUAAACAUUAAAAUUAUCAAUAAUCAUCAUUUAUCAAUCUUUGAGAUGAAGCGCUACCUGGGUGCUUAUUUCAGCCCAAAUAUGAGUGAAGGAUGAGUGUAGAAUGGGGUGAGAUGGUCUGUGUAGCUUUGUUACUGACUAAGAUUAGUUGUUUCACUAGCCAGGAUCAUUUAUUUAAAGCCAGGGCCAGGAACAGCUUACAGGAAAGUCCAGUUACAAACAAACCAACAAAAAGCUAAUGACUCCAGGAUCGAACCGGCAACCUUUUGAUUGUUAGGCGAGCACUAUAACCACUCGGCUACCCAGCCGUUUUAUCUAUGCUUAUCUACAGUUAUGUAGGCCCUGCAUCAAUUCUAGUUAAUAUUUCUUUAGUGAUCUCUCUCCCUCUCUCUCUCUCUCUCUCUCGCUCUUACAAAUCCGGCCUGGAUCAUAGUAUAUACAGAUUUUUGGGGUGUGACAAUACGAUACCCGAGCUAAUACUAAACUAUAAACUGUGUUUAAAACAUACUUCAGUACAUGAUAAUACCUUAUGUAGGCAACUGUGAAUAAAUGUACUGUGCUUCCCAUCAGAAAACCAAAAACAUUUUCCACAAAAAUCGUACAAAAAGUAAUUUAAAAAAUUAAAUUUUUUCUUGAGCCGAACCAUAAGGAAAAAUAAGUUUACAAGUUUUAGGUUUCAUCUACGAUAAUAUCGGUAGGAUUGCUGAUUGCAAAACCCCUUUUUAAGUUAAGUGAGAAUAAUGUUUGACGUUUUAGAAUAAUUAUUGGCAUGAGUAAGUUUUUGGAUACUGUGGAGUCAGUUGUGUACAUUUGGAACACUUUUUGUACAUUAUUUUAUUUCAUUUGUAACAAAUUUUUAUGUGUUGUUCAAUAAUUAUACAUUUUGAAGUGAUUAAAUCAAUCCAAUGUCUAUAUCAUGAGUCUACUGAUUAUUUUUAAAAUAUUUUUUUUUAACUAUUUAAUUAUUAAUUAUAAUUAAUUAUAAUUAUUAUUAAUUUAAUUAUUAUUAUUUAAUUAUUAAUUAUUUUAAUUGUUUAUUUAAUUAUUUGCAUGGUAUGAUGAAAAGUUAAAAUUAUGAUAUUUUGGAAUAAUUAUUGGCACAAUGAGAAUUGUUAAUUUUUUUAAUAACUUUUUGGAAACUGUGGAGUUGAUUGUGUUCAUUAUGGUAACCAUUUAUGUACAUUAUUUUAUUUUUAACAGAUUUUAAUGUGUUAUUUAGUAAUUAUACAUUUUGAAGUGAUAAAAUCAAUGGCAAUUAAAUAUUUAUUAAUUGAUUGUGAACAUGACACAAUCAUCAAUCCUUU
This is a messenger RNA of Macrosteles quadrilineatus (aster leafhopper), 4381 nucleotides long. RefSeq lists its product as uncharacterized. The transcript has 11 exons. Gene Ontology annotation, cellular component: cytosol; nucleus. Lineage: Eukaryota; Metazoa; Arthropoda; Insecta; Hemiptera; Cicadellidae. Bases 223 to 2730 code for a protein of 835 amino acids. Gene Ontology annotation, molecular function: RNA 7-methylguanosine cap binding; mRNA binding. The record is from RefSeq and is a predicted model, not a curated record.